This is a messenger RNA of Xiphophorus maculatus (southern platyfish), 1610 nucleotides long. RefSeq names its product alcohol dehydrogenase 1-like. The record is from RefSeq and is a predicted model, not a curated record. The transcript is spliced from 9 exons. Gene Ontology annotation, biological process: formaldehyde catabolic process. Gene Ontology annotation, cellular component: cytosol. The coding region runs from base 162 to 1298 and encodes 378 amino acids. Gene Ontology annotation, molecular function: zinc ion binding; S-(hydroxymethyl)glutathione dehydrogenase [NAD(P)+] activity. NCBI's taxonomy places the organism in Eukaryota, Metazoa, Chordata, Actinopteri, Cyprinodontiformes, Poeciliidae.
GACCGGACCGGACCGGACCGGACCCGCCCCGCCCCGCCUGAUAACAGCUGCAGGUUAAAGUCCCUGCUCGUCUCGCUGUGUGCCUGAUUGAACUGAUCCUCUUCUUUUCCUUCGCUGCUGAAACUUUGGCCUCGGAUCGAUCGAUCAUCUCUGCAGGAAAAAUGUCCACAGCUGGGAAGGUCAUCCGGUGCAGGGCGGCGGUGUCCUGGGCGCCCAACACGCCGGCCGCCAUGGAGGAGAUCGAGGUGGCUCCUCCUGAGGCCGGUGAGGUCCGCAUCAAGAUAGUGGCGACCUCGGUGUGCCACUCGGACCUGUACCACCUGCUGGAGAGCAUGACUGCAGACGGCUUCCCCACGGUCCUGGGCCACGAGGGCGCCGGCAUCGUGGAGAGUGUCGGACCGGGAGUCACAGAGUUUCAGCCCGGAGACAAGGUGAUUCCUCUUUUCCUCUGCCAGUGUAAAGAAUGUCGGUUCUGUAAGAGUCCGAGGACCAACCAGUGUGAGAGAGCAUGGACCAGAAUUCGCCAAGAGAUUAUGGCCGGCGUGGAAUCCAGGUUCACCUGUAAGGGGAAGAGGGUCCACCAGUUCAUGGGAACCAGCACCUUCUCUGAGUACACCGUCAUCAACCAGAUCGCUGUGACCAGGAUCGACCCCGCGGCUCCUCUGGACAAGGUCUGCCUGCUGGGCUGCGGGAUCUGCACCGGCUACGGCGCCGCGGUGAACACCGCCAAGGUGGAAGCGGGCUCCAGCUGCGCCGUGUUCGGUCUGGGAGCCGUGGGCCUGGCCGCGGUCAUGGGCUGCAGGGCGGCGGGAGCCAGCAGGAUCAUCGCCGUCGACAUCAACCCGGACAAAGCGGAGAAGGCCAAAGAGUUGGGCGCCACCGACUUCCUGAACCCAAAGGACCACAGCCGGCCCGUCCAUGAGGUCAUCUCUGAGAUGACCGGAGGAGGGGUGGACUUCUCCCUGGAGUGCGUGGGGAACGUGGAGGUCAUGCGCAGCGCCUUGGAGUCCAGCAUGGAGGCCUGGGGGGUCAGCGUGGUGGUCGGCUGGACCGACAUGUUCGACAUCACCAUCCGACCGCGCCACCUGAUCUGCGGGCGGACCUGGAAGGGCUCCAUGUUUGGAGGGUUUAAAGCCAAGGACGGCGUGGCGGGGAUGGUGAGAUCCUACCUGGAGAAGAAGGUGAAGCUGGACGAGUUCAUCAGCCACAACAUGGAGCUGGACCAGGUCAACGACGCCAUAGAGCUGAUGAAGAACUCCCAAUGCGUCCGGGUCGUCAUGAAGGUUUCUGCCGAGUAGAACCGGAGCCGGUUCUGAUGUUUGGUUUAAUUCUGGGUUUUUAUCCGUCCGUCAGCUUCACUCCGACAGACGUCCUCCGUUUCAGGGUGAUACAGGAAACGAAUGAAGUUAGAUUAAAUUGCCUCAAACAGCCAGAGGAAACCCUGUUUUUCAGUUGGACAGUUGGAGCUGGGAUGGAGGGAGAAGAACCGAGAAACGUCUCGGAAGAAAUGAUUCCGUUAGAAAAUUCAUUUAGUCUUUAAUCAUUAAUAUUCACCUGAAAUGAACCGUUUCCCAGAGAAUGAUUACACAUUAAAAAGAUAAAACAUUGAA